UGUGCGAUUGUGUCACGUACAAUCUUACAGCGCCUCAGCAUCAUCGCAUUGGUUCAAGGAUAAAAGCGACACGCACUGUCCAUAAUAAGAGGGAACGAUCGAACCAUGCCAAGUACACUGCUAUUUGCAAACAGCAAUGAAGGUCGCGUCUAUGCACUGUCCACGUCCGGGUCUGCCUGGCGCGAGUUCCUGUACCUUGGGCUGGAGUUUAAAAAAAUCUGUGUUGUGCCUCAUUUCAUGUGGGCCAUCGGAGGCGAUCGACAGGUGUACGUGCAUGUUCACGGACUGGAUGUGCCGAUACGGAUCAAGGAGGAAGCGUACGAAAAUGAACGCUGGCUACCGAUAGAAGGGUUUUCCAACCGUCUCCUACCAACGGAUCGGUAUCACUUCUCAAACGCCGACGGAACUGUCGAUCGGAACAUCGACAAGGUUCGUCUGCCAUCGAUGGCAUGGCAGUGGGAAGGUGAAUGGCAGCUCGAUCUUACCCUCGACGGACAGCCACUCGACCACGAUGGAUGGACGUACGCGGUCGAUUUUCCCGCCACUUACCAUCCACAGAAAAACUGGAAAUCGUGCGUCCGUCGCCGGAAAUGGGUACGCUUCAGGCGGUACUGUGCUUUGAACUCCUGGUGUGCGGUUGCACCACUACACAAAGAUCCGACGCAAGAACCGUUCAUCGACGUUUCCAUCGGUGGCGCAAAUGUGCCCGGCGCGUCGCCGGGCAUGCUGCUUGUGUGGGCCGUUACAGCGCAUGGACGCGUAAUGUAUCGGUCGGGCGUUAGUACGACGGCUCCGGAAGGAUUGCGCUGGACGGCCGUUACCACCCCAUCGGGCUGUGAGGUGUCACAAAUUUCUGUCGGAGCGACGGGACUCGUGUGGGCGGUCCUGUACAAUGGACGUGCGAUUGUACGUGCCGGCAUCACGCGCGAUACCCUCACCGGAAGCACUUGGUUGGAGGUGAAACCGCCGGGAACGAACCUCAAAAUUACCCAGGUUGCUGUCGGCACCAAUUCCGUGUGGUGUGUGACGAACGACAAUCAUGUGUGGUUCCGGCGGGGCGUACACGGUGAAGCGUCCGGUGUCAGCGAGGAUGCUGCCAUCGGAAGUGGCUGGGUGGAGAUGGUUGGCAACAUUUCACACAUUUCCGUUGCGGCCAACGAUCAGGUGUUUGCGGUAGGGUCCGAAGAUCGGGCACUUUACUUCCGGUCCGGUGUUUCGGCCACAGAUCCGACAGGGAAAAAAUGGCGUCUCAUUCAACUGCCGAUGCAACUGAGCCGUACGUCGAGUAAUUUUUCGUUCUCCAGUCGACAAAGCGGAACCAGCUCACCGACGACGACCAAGCAUCGUAGCUUGAACAGUCUGUACAAGGAACGAUUGCAGCAAGAAACGGGCAAUGCGGGCGCUGUAGGUGGUGGUGGGACGACAGGUGGUAUAGAGGAAACGUCUCGUUCCGCACCGACGGCAAACGUUAAAAAUCGCCCGGAACUGUGGCACAAACCGGAGCUUUCUCCCGAUGCACUGGCGGCUCAGCUGGAAGCGAAACAGCAACACGUUGGAAGUCUGGUAGAGAGCAAGCUAACGCAGAAAGUAUCACUGGAAAGUGUGGCCGGGACGAGUGUACCAGUCAGCAAUGAGGUGUACGAGAUUUCUGGCAAGCAGCUGAAAAAUUCUCGGGCCUGGAGUCCAGUACGUUCGGUUGGAUCCGUCGUCGGUACCGAGGCACAUCCCGAAACCGAUUCGAGCGUGUUUGAGGGUGAAACUUCGCGCGAUUCCGGUGUCUUUGGGGAGUGUGAGGAUCAUGGCGGGUCUCAAAAUUGGACUGACUGUGAGGUACAAUGGGUAGGCUGUUCUGCUGGGGCAGUUAGCGUAGAUCCGGCCCUACUUCCAAACUGGUUCAAUGAUAACUUUUCACAAAACGCAUCGGAAGAAUUGAACCAAACCUGGCGCCUGCAGCUGCUGGACGACUUGAAGAAACGUUUACCGGCCAAUGAGGUAGAGAGCGGUGCCUUUGCCCAUUAUGAAAAAGCAAUUGAAAUGAGCUCGUGGGUUAAAUCGGGUGAGGCUCGCUGCGCUAAGUCGGGCCACCCAUUCGAGGACUGUCUGAUAGAGCUCGAGUGGGUGAACAAUCAAGGCACGGGGCCCGACUCCGGUACGCUGACCGUGCUCAACUCGGACGGCAUCACGACGAAGAUGCAGUUUUCUCUGUCCGAGAUUACGUGCAUCAUGUGCUGCAGCGAACCUGGUUCACCUCGGCUUGCCAUCCACGCUCCUCGCUUACCGCCGGGUUCUUCACCGUUGAAGCUGCAGUUCAGCGGUGAUACGGAUUUGGAAGAUUGGAUCUCGCAUCUUACCUCCGUCUGCUGCCAGAUUAACGAGGUACAGGGACGCCCAUCGAUACGCUCGGUAUGGAUAACGUCCGGAAUGGGUGACGUGUUCGUGUUUGAUCCGAUCAAUCUGGAAUCGCAACAGUGGGAACAGGAAGCAAAAAGCUAUCGCCAACGGAUUGAUCUCAAAGCGACCGAAACACCGUACUUAACAGCGCUUCACAAUGGGAUGCUCAUCGGAUCGCGAUUGGAAAUUUCCGGCUUCAUUUACGACGACGCUGACCAGGUGCGGUUUGAUCUGCAGGGCCAUCCGACCGUUCGCUUGCGCCAUAAGCUGGAAACGCAACGCAACAUUCCGUUGCAUAUAAAUCCUAGAUUCAACGAGAAUCUCACAGUGUUUAACUCGAUGGCUGCGUCCGCCUGGAGCGAGGAUGAAAUACGCGACCGGCUGGUAACGUUUGCACCGGGAGCUGAGUUUAAGCUGGAAAUCUACAGCGAUACCGACGGGUUCCGGGUGAAGGUGAACGGAAAAGAACAUCCCAAGUUUCACUAUCGUAGCGGGCUCGCACCGGACACUGUCUGCAGCCUGUACAGCAGUGGACGGGUAAAGAUUUUGCAGAUCGUGUACGAUAGUCCAAAAAUCAUUAUACCGCUGAAGGAUGUGUACUGGCGGCAGAUCGGUGGCCAUAUGAAGCGGGUCGUAUCGUGCAAGGCCGGAGUCGUGUGGGGUGUUGGGUACGAUAAUACGGCAUGGGUGUACACCGGCGGUUGGGGUGGAGCGUUUUUGAAAGGACUAGAAACGAGCAGCCAAGGUAUUAACGUGAUGACGGAUACGCAGAAUUAUUACAUCUACGAAAAUCAGCGAUGGAACCCAUUGUCCGGCUUUUCCUCGACCGGACUGCCAACGGAUAGGCACAUGUGGAGCGACAUAACGGGCAAGCAUAAGCGUAGCAAAGAGCACGCCAAACUGCUGUCGAUGCACUGGCAGUGGAUUAGCGAUUGGAUGGUGGACUUCCACAAUCCCGGUGGUGUUGAUCGGGACGGUUGGCAGUAUGCGGUCGAUUUUCCCGCUUCGUAUCAUGCGAAGAAACAGUUUACUGACUACGUUCGACGACGCCGUUGGUAUCGCAAGUGUCGCCUAACGACCAGCGGACCCUGGCAGGAGAUUGGCAACACGAAGGUGGUGGAUGUGGCACUGCAACCGGACAGUGAUGAUGCGGACUGUACCAUUACGGUGUGGGCAAUUGCAGCGAAUGGAGAUGUGCUGUACCGUCGGGGCGUAUCGCAAUCUCAACCAGCCGGUAUCGGUUGGGAACACGUCCCAUGCGAUCAACCGUUAUCCAGUAUUAGUAUCUACGACAACAAAGUUUGGACAGUCGGUAAAAAUGGUAGUGCAUUCCUGCGCUGUGGUAUUACGGUAGAAAACCCGCUCGGAAACAAGUGGCAGAUGAUUGAGCCUCCGGGAGGCGUUAGUUUUAAACAGAUUUCGGUCGGUACGUGUGGCAUCUGGGCGCUGGACACGGUUGGACGGCUUUCGGUGCGAAAGGAAAUUAAUGGCACAUUCCCUGAGGGUAGCCAUUGGCAGUUAUUGCCAAACGUUUUGAACGAUCCUCCGCACUACGAAGGGAAUAGCGGCUUCAAAAAUGUGUCCGUCGGCGAGCACGUGUUUGCCGUGUCCCAAUCGGGCUACGUAUGCAAGCGUAGCGGUAUUACGCCAUUGAAUCCAGCAGGUACUGGAUGGAUUCUUGGUAUUCAGGCCAACUGGAGUUCUGUUAAUGUGACUGGAUUUUACGAUUGAACGUGGUGUGAUAGACAGUAUAAAAAAAUAUUUAAGGAAAG
Messenger RNA from Anopheles maculipalpis, 4163 nucleotides. It is a transcript of the gene Pex23, whose product is annotated as tectonin beta-propeller repeat-containing protein. Gene Ontology annotation, cellular component: membrane. The record is from RefSeq and is a predicted model, not a curated record. The transcript has 5 exons. The coding region runs from base 106 to 4122 and encodes 1338 amino acids. Lineage: Eukaryota; Metazoa; Arthropoda; Insecta; Diptera; Culicidae. Gene Ontology annotation, molecular function: nucleotide binding; carbohydrate binding; nucleic acid binding.